Messenger RNA from Acaulospora colombiana, 256 nucleotides. The record is from the annotation of a GenBank genome assembly. NCBI's taxonomy places the organism in Eukaryota, Fungi, Glomeromycota, Glomeromycetes, Diversisporales, Acaulosporaceae.
AUGUUGCGUUAUGUCGUCCGGCAGAUAAACCAAAUCAGUCCGAGAAAAAAGAGAUAUAUGGUGUUGUGCCUUUUUUGGCUCCCGAGGUUAUGAAAACGGGUAAAUAUUCCAAAGAAGCAGACAUUUAUAGUUUUGGCUUAAUAAUCUGGGAGAUUUGUGCACAUCAACCACCGCUAAAUGAACGCCCUCAUGAUAUCAAGUUGGUCAUUGAUAUCUGUCUUGGGGAAAGACCAUUGAUUCAAAAUGACAUACCUAA